CUCCGCCACCAAAGCGAGUCCCUCCCCCUCCCGUCUCGAGCGCCGGUAAACUCCACGCCUCCAAUCGGCCAAUCGCCAAUUCGCAAUCCAUUCCCCCCGAAACCCUAACCGGCGCCUCUCCUCCACGCGCCGCGCCGCCUCCCGCUCCUCCCUCCCAGCAGCGCCGCCGUCGUCGUCCCUCUCACCGGCGGGUGGCGGCGAUGGCCUCCUCGGCGUCGUCAUCCAGGCACCAGGUCACCAUCACCCUCGGCCGCAGCGGUCAGGUUGUCAAAAGGCGAGCUGUAUCUGACAUUGAUAAUGAUGAUGGUGUGCACUUAGGAAGAAAACGAUCUGUGAGGGACAGACUAGGAAAUAAUAUGGUUGGUUCUGAGUCGUAUGAUGGCCAGCAGCGUAACAAAAGAAAUUUUUUACUCACUUUUCAGACGACAGAUAGAAACCAAUGGUUUGCAGCAUGGAGAUAAUGAUUGCCAGGUCGGUAGGGAUGAUUUGAGAUUGAAGCUUAUGAAGAAAGGCUUGUCUAGCAAUGGUGGUGCAGAACAGAAUGGAGUGGAUCUCCGUGAAAAGCUUUCCAGGAAACCUAAGAAUAUACGGAGGUAUGAUGCAAGAGGACAUGUUCCAGAAUCAAGGUCUAGAUAUGACGGAAGAGAUAAAAUUCCAGAAUUAAGGUCAAGAUAUGGCAUGAGAGAGAGGCUCCCUGAGCCAAGGACAUCUGCUCUUCCUAGUCGAAUUCCUUCUGCAAGAAGCAUGGAUGAUCUGUUGAAGUUGGACUCUUCAAGAGAAGCUUAUUCCUCGUGGUCUGGUAAUUUGAGGCACAGGUCCCCUGAAAAACUUAAAAGUGCUCGCAGAGAUAUGUCUCCCUCAAGAACAUAUGAUCAUAUUCGUUCCAUGCCACCCAUUAGAUCUGCUGGUACCUCAAGGACUUCAGGUCUCAUCACUAGAGACGCUCCUGAUGCAUUAAGAACUCAACCUUAUGCUGGCAAGUCUACCAUUUCUAUUGAUACAACUCAGCCAGCAAAUGGAGUUGCUUCAUCUGCUACAGUGAUGCCUACAGCUCCUGUGAUGCCAGAAGUACCGCUAACAGUUACUGGGUUGCUGAAUUCACUAGGACUUGAGAAGUAUGUCUUCCUCUUCCAUGCUGAAGAGGUGGAUAUGGCUGCAUUGAGUCAGAUGGGAGACAGUGACCUGAAGGAAAUAGGGGUACCAAUGGGUCCUAGAAAGAAGAUUCUCCAGGCAGUGGCACCUUAUUCAAAACGGCGUAGAUGAACAGCAUGCUCAGGAACUUGGGGCGUUCGUGGGCAAUGACAAUUUAUUGGUGUAAGCUGCUUCAUUGCAGAUCUUGUAUAUCCCAAUGGUCUAGUGCUCUAGUCAAUCCGUUUCAUUGCUGAUAGAUCAACGCAUCGCUUUUCUUGGCAUGCAUAAUCUUAUCUGUCAGCUGAUGAUCCCAAUCCUGUUAUUCACGACCUGCCCCUUGUGUAGCAGGAUCUGAAACAUGGAUAUGUAGCUUUGCUACACUAACCAGUCAGUUUUUUCUUCCUCUUUGGGAAUUGGGAACAUCGAUGACCUGUAAUCGAAAUCCCAUGCUUUAUGACCUUGGGAGCGUUGGCAAUUGAGUUUACUGGAACAUACUAGUGUUAAGAUUGUGUACAGAAUGCGAAACAGACCGUUGUGUUUUUUGUUAAGUAUUUUCGGUGUUAAUACCCUUCCUGUUUA
This is a messenger RNA of Oryza sativa Japonica Group (Japanese rice), 1710 nucleotides long. NCBI's taxonomy places the organism in Eukaryota, Viridiplantae, Streptophyta, Magnoliopsida, Poales, Poaceae. The record is from RefSeq and is a predicted model, not a curated record.